Phoenix dactylifera (date palm) is the source of this 1740-nucleotide messenger RNA. The record is from RefSeq and is a predicted model, not a curated record. Lineage: Eukaryota; Viridiplantae; Streptophyta; Magnoliopsida; Arecales; Arecaceae.
CGAGAGGUCCAUCAAAAGGACGGUCCAGAUGGAGAGUAAUUCACCCGUCCGUCAAGGUGUCCAUGUCCGGCCCGCGUCGGAUGCCACGCAGAACGAGACUCGAACAGGACAGAGAGAAGAGCCACCCACUUCACAUGCCGCAUCGCAAGCACAUGCUAUCGCUCGUUAUAUUCCCCCUCUCAUCUAUUAUUCUCACAGCGUCAUCAUGAUCAUCAAAAAAAAAAAAAACAGUCUCACGGCAUCGAACGAUACUUAUAAAACUCCCUUCUCCCUGUCUCUUCGCUUUCAAGCCUUCAGAUCGAAGAGGAAUUAAGCCAAAAUAUUAGCAGGCUAAAGGGAAGCAAAAAGCAUGCUUUCGUUGCACACUCCGCUGGCCUUUUCAUCCCCUGCUCUCCUGAGCCACACCAAAAGCCAAGCCCCCAUCCGCAAAUCCCAUAACACCACUCUCAUUUGUCCCCAAACUCUCACCCGUCUGCCCUCCUCUGUCCUCCUCCAGAGACCCAGAGCAGCAGCAGCAGCAGCAGCAGAUGGAGAAGAUUUGAAAGAGUUGAAAGAUGGAGAAGACUCCAUUCCAGAUCAAAAUGAAGCAAAUGAAGGUAAGGAUGAUGACGACGAGGACGAGGAAGAAGAUUCCAGCUGUACCAGAAUCAUACCGGAGAUGAAUGAAUCCAAGUCCAGAACCAGUGCCUUACACCUGGCCUUGGUGUUCGGCCUGUGGUACUUCCAGAACGUAGUCUUCAACAUCUACAACAAGAAGGUGCUCGACCUCUUCCCCUACCCCUGGCUGCUCGCCUCCUUCCAGCUGCUUGUGGCCUCCCUCUGCAUGGGCUUCCUCUGGGCCUCCCGACUCCGGCCCUUCCCCCGAGUCUCCAAGAAGUUCCUCGCCGCCCUCCUCGGCCCCGCCCUCUUCCACGCCAUCGGCCACGUCUCCGCCUGCAUCACCUUCUCCAAGGUCGCCGUCUCCUUCGCCCACGUCAUCAGGACCUCCGAGCCUGUCUUCUCCGUCGUCCUCUCCGCCUUCCACGGCCGCUUCUACCCCCUCCACGUCUGGCUCUCCGUCCUCCCCAUCGUCGCCGGCUGCUCCCUCGCCGCCGCCACCGAGGUCUCCUUCGACCCCUGCGGCCUCUGGACCGCCCUCAUCUCCAACGUCGGCUUCGUCCUCUGCGGCAUCUACUCCAAGCACAGCCUCUACGAUUUCCCUCACGUCAGCGGCCUCGAUCUCUACGGCUGGAUCGCCAUCAUCUCCCUCCUUUACCUCCUCCCCGUCGCCGUCCUCGUCGAGGGAUCCCGGUUGGCGGGUGGCGUCAGGCUGGCGCUCGCCGCGGUGCCCACGCCGUGGACGUUCUGCGGGUGGCUGCUCCUCUCCGGGGUUUUCUACCACCUCCACAACCAGAAGUCUUACCGAGCGCUUCACAAGAUCGGCCCGCUGACGUUCUCGGUCGGGAAUACCAUGAAGCGGGUGGUCGUCGUCGUGGCGUCGGUGCUCGUCUUCAGGAAUCCGAUCCGGCCGCUGAAUGCUCUCGGCUCGGCGUUUGCGAUGCUCGGGACAUUCUUGUAUUCCCAGGCCACGGCGAUGGAAAGGAAGGAAAACAAAGCUGCUGCCAAGAAGAAGACCGCCUAAAUAAUUGAGUGGCUCCGUCCUGCCAUGGUGACGACCACAUCUCUUCUACAUUUCUUUUCUUGGCUUGUUUUUUUUUUUUUUUCCAUCCUAGUAUAUAAAGAGCAUGGAGAAUAACAAUA